Molecule: messenger RNA, 1362 nt
Organism: Exophiala mesophila
Lineage: Eukaryota; Fungi; Ascomycota; Eurotiomycetes; Chaetothyriales; Herpotrichiellaceae
Exons: 3
Coding region: 246-1196 (316 amino acids)
Cellular component (GO): extracellular region
Source: RefSeq, a predicted model, not a curated record
CUUUCUCCUACCGUUCUCCUGGAGAUGCGUCGCGCGAAUUCCAAUGCUCUUCAAGCUGAGGAAUGUUCAUUCAAGGGGUGAAUUGUUGGUUUCCAGGAAUGUGGGCCUCACCAUUGACCGCUCGUCCAUACAACCCCCGACUUGUCCCCAACUUUUUGCCAUCUUCCCCUCGGGAACCUCACUGACCAUAGUCGUUCUUUACCUGAGGGUUUUCUUGUUGGGCUUUUCUUCUACAGCAGCUUAUCAUGCGAAAAGAAGCAGUUUUGCUCUUCGCUAGCCUGGCGGCGGCACAGAGCACUACGACCUUGUCGCAAGUCAGUUAUGUUUACACAUCAACCUCUACCGUGACCAUUUGGGAGUUCACUACUACCACAACCUGCGACUGUACUUCGUCAUCGUCUGCAUCAGCAUCAGUGGAUCCUACUCUCACGCAGUCGUCGUCGUCAUCAACAACAACAACUACUACUACUAGCAGCACGACCGCUGUCACCACCAAUGGCGAUCUUCCAGUUACAUCUACAAGCCUAAGCCCGACAUUGUCCACUUUGCCUGGAACAAGCACGCAGCUCAGUUCAUCCAUGUCGAUCUCCACCCAACUGCCAAGCAGCAGCAUCUCCGUUGCCAGCUCGUCUACCUCUAUAGGGUCUGGCCCGGUGGUCACAAAUCAAGCCUACAUUGAUGCCAUUGUGCAAAAUCACAAUGCACACAGAUACAAUCAUUCGGCCCCGUUCCUGAAUUGGUCCCCAAGCCUGGCAGCAACAGCAAGGAAGACUGCCGAAAGAUGUGUCUACGAGCACGACACUGCGACUGAUGGUGGGGGAUACGGUCAGAAUAUCGGAGCUGGAUUCGAUGCAACACCAGCCCAGAUGCGAAACUUUGUUUCUGGGAGCCUGUACAACGGCGAAGUGGGUUUCUACACAGCCUACGGCAGCGAACCCAACAUGGACGACUUCACCAAAUGGGGCCAUUUCACCCAGAUUGUCUGGAAGGCGACCACAAGUGUUGGUUGCUACACAAAUGACUGCAGUGCAACCGGUCUCGCAAAGGCUGCCGGCGUUUUACCAUUCUUCACCGUGUGUAACUAUUCACCUCCCGGAAAUCUCUUGGGGUCUUUUGCAGUCAAUGUUGGCUCUUCUAUCGGCCUUCCAACCUUGCCUCCUCCGUACGAUGUCACUCCAUAUCUCCCGCCACAAUAAGCCAGACUGGCAUAGAACUACGUUCUAGGUGCACAUAAUUCAUAACUCUUAGGAUUGGGCAUGGGAUUGCUGCAUCGACUAGCAGCGUGGUUGUCGGCUUCUUCUAGUCUGUUCUCUUUGCAUUACUGCUCUCUUGUUAGCCUCGCUCCAUAGCUCUUCCGCAAAC